Messenger RNA from Lactuca saligna, 1773 nucleotides. The record is from the annotation of a GenBank genome assembly. Lineage: Eukaryota; Viridiplantae; Streptophyta; Magnoliopsida; Asterales; Asteraceae.
AUGACACUUGGCGAGUGUGAGAUAGCCUGCAGAAGAAAUUGCUCUUGUACAGCUUAUGCAAAUUUAGAUAUCAGAAAAGGGGGGAGUGGAUGCUUGCUAUGGUUUGGUGAACUCAUGGAUCUUAAGGUCUGUGAAGAGAGUCAAGAUCUUUACAUAAGAAUGCCUUCAUCCCUAGUAACAGGUCUUACAGUCUCCCAACCUGGCUUCAAUAGAAAGAUCCAAAUACUCACUGUAGUCUUGUCAAUUUUACUGGUGUUGAUGGGCAUGUCUGUAGCAGUGCAUGCUUUCAGGAUGAAAAAGAAAAGGUCUUACAUGAAAGGACGAGGUCGAAGGGUACACUCCAUUGAUAGACAUAAUUCAGAUGUACAAAAGGAAGAUCUCGAGAUGAAUUUUUUUAGCUUAUCUAUAAUAACCAAGGCUACCAAUAACUUUUCAAUCAACAAUAAGCUUGGAGAAGGUGGCUUUGGUCCUGUUUACAAGGGAGUAUUGGAAACAGGACAAGAAAUAGCUGUGAAGCAACUUUCUAGAACUUCUGAACAGGGUUAUGAUGAAUUCUACAAUGAAGUUGUUUGUGUUGCUAAACUUCAACAUCGGAAUCUUGUGAAGCUUGUUGGAUACUGCAUGGAUGGAGAAGAAAGGAUCCUGAUUUAUGAAUACCUGUCUAACAAAAGCCUGGACUUACUUCUAUUUGAUGAAACCAAAAGUUGCAUGCUUGACUGGCCUCAACGUUUUUGCAUCAUCAAUGGGAUUGCUAGAGGAAUGCUCUAUCUCCACCAAGAUUCUCGCCUUCGAAUCAUACACAGAGAUCUCAAAGCAGCCAAUAUUCUGUUGGAUCAUGACAUGAACCCUAAAAUAUCAGAUUUUGGCCUUGCUAGAGAGUUUGAAGGAAACCAGAUUACAGCCAAAACGAAGAAAGUGGUUGGAACAUAUGGUUACAUAUCACCCGAAUAUGCACUUCAUGGGCGUUUCUCUGUAAAAUCGGAUGUGUUUAGUUUUGGUGUUUUGGUGCUGGAGAUAGUGAGUGGGAAGAAAAACAGAGAAUUCUCACAUGAAGAUCUCAGUGAUAACCUUCUUGGACAUGCAUGGAGACUGUAUACAGAAGGCAAGUACCUUGAACUCAUGAGCCCAUCUUUACACAACUCAUGCAUUAUCUCAGAGGUGAAAAGAUCAAUACAUGUUGGGUUAUUAUGUGUACAAAAUCAUGCACAAGAUAGACCAACUAUGUCCUCUGUGGUUAUGAUGUUGGGUGGUGAGGGAUCACUACCUCCACCUAGACAACCUGCUUUCUUUGCUGAAGAGGAUUCGCCUAAACUCAACACUUAUUCAGGAGUUGAUGAAGCAACUAUAACACUGUUACAUCCUCGUUCAUUUCGUUCAAGGGCUUAUCUAAGUCCACAAGGCCACCAGGCACGUUUGAACUGGGUUGAUCCCAUACAAGCUUGGAUUCAAUAUGCGGCUAUUACUGUUGAUAUGUGUGCACAACAUGGUCAAUGUGGUCCAAAUGGAAUAUGUGACAUUAACAAGGAGGAUUCUCCCAUCAGGAGCACUGAGAUAAUCUUCUUGGACAUGCAUGGAGACUCUAUAAAGAUGACAAGACCCUUGAACUGGUUAGUGAAUCCCUAUGCAAAUCAUGCAUUGUUUCUAAAGUACUACGAAGGUGAAGAGGAAGGCUCUUCUGGUUCAACAUGGGUGUACAACAUUGGAAUGAGAAAAGAAAUUGUUGAAGGAUAUGAUGGAAGAUGUGAAGUCAAAUAUUUUAGAAAAAGCGCAUAA